Messenger RNA from Bursaphelenchus xylophilus (pine wood nematode), 1945 nucleotides. Lineage: Eukaryota; Metazoa; Nematoda; Chromadorea; Rhabditida; Aphelenchoididae. The record is from the annotation of a GenBank genome assembly.
AUGGGGAGCCUGGAGCGAUUCGGAGUGGCGGGUUCUUCGCUCAAGUCUGAGGUCGAUUCCAUGGAUGGGCCGGAAAGGGAUGCUGUAAGUGAUCAGAAAAUUCAUAAUCACAAAUUUGUGAUUCUUUGUCUCCAAAUUGUUCACCUUUUUGUAUCAUACUUUUCGAAAUUUUAGGCUGAAUUCAUGGCGGAGUUGCGCGAUGAAAAUCCUGAGACCUAUAAUAUGUGGCUGAAGAUUGUUUCUCGCGAUGAGUUUCAUGAGAAAUUUAGGAGGUCCUUUAUCUCAGCGUUAUGCAAAUUUUGCAUCAAUCGGAAGUAAGUUCCCCUAGCACCGCAUAAAAGUCAUCUUAUGUUAGGCAAAUGGAGCUGGCGAGAUAUCGAAGGGAUUUUGUUGCGUGUGUUUUGUCAUAUACCAAAGCAGAUAUUGGUGUGGUAAGAAUCUUCCACUUGAUAUCCGUAUACUUAUUCGAACGUUUUUAGAAUCUUUUUUGCGACAAAAAUGGCGGUGGCUACCUAAACAACAGUCUAAAAUCUCGUCGUGCCUAUAGAAAACGGCUGAUGGAGUCUUCUUGGCAACAACACACCCCGAAUCUCCUCAACGAAGCCUCUUUUAACACCCUUCUCAAGUCCUUUCAACAGUCUUCAACACCUUCUUUGGAGCUUCAGAAGUUCCAGGCGGAUAUCUCAUUGUUAAAUCAGUCAAAUCCCUCGGCAAAUCAAGGUCAGCUGGAGAAUUCGCUGAAAGGUAAGGCUGGGGAACUGUCAGAAAACCUGUAUCCGUCGGAAGAAUACGAUUAUAUCUUGGUGUCACUUCCUGCGAUCGAUCGAAUCCCUCAAACAUCUGAUUGCAUGAUCUUCUCCAUCUUUUCUUUUUUUUACUUUUUCGAUCCUUUUUCGGUGUUUCCAGUUCAAAACCCGAUUUUACGUAAUAGUAGAAAAAAGAAUCUAGAAGAUGCGAUGACAAUUACCGCGGCGUUAAGAGAACCAAAAAAAGGUUUCGUUUUUUGGGAAAUCAGGAAAUCAGAAACAAUGGGAGACAAAUAUGGAGGGGUAAUAUAAUGUAAUAUAAGGGAGAAAGGAAUGAGUAACGGGGAUGGUAAUCUUCGACGACAUUGUCAUCAAUUUUUGUUUUCUUUUUCUCAAGUUAUCGCAUAAAGAAAGGAAGAAAAACAGUCUCUAAUUGAGAAUUAACAUAUUUUAGAAGACAAAUCCUCCCUCUUCAAUAACCCCGAUUUCCUGGCCUCGAUCAAUGUCUUUGUCAGAUAUCGACGACUCUCUCCGGAAUGGCGGGAUCUGGAGGUAAAGCAAACAAAAUUCAAUCUCCACGCAUUCUCCACUGCUCAAACACUACUAGUCGUCUUGGUAGACAAGUACCAACUCAACAAUCAUGAUGAUGACUUUGUUCUCAGGAUCUUUGACAGAGAAUUCAAUGAGUAUAUUGACAUUGAAGAGGAUCUCCAUCAAGUAAAACUGAUUAAUCUGGGAAAGUACGAACUGAUACAUCGAUUGAAGAGAGAUGAUGACAGUAGCGCUACAAUCUCUCCUCAGCCGUGUUCAACAAGCCAAGGGAAUGUGGCCUCGUCUAGUUCGAGAGAUACGCCAAGUUCAACGAGGAGUUCCACUCCACCGUCAAGUUCAUUGGCUCCUGUUUUAAAGGAGAUUCCCGAGGAGCCAAAAGAGGUAUUACAAUACGAAGAAUGUCUUUUAUAUACCUAAGCUGGUAGUCAUAUAAAAUAAAAUUAUGACUUUUCUCUUUCUAGGUGAAAACGGAGAUCUUCCCAACCCCAAAUCUACUGAAUUCCCCCAUGAAUUCAAUGCUGCAAUCAUUUCUGAAGAACAUCCACGAAAAUCACACGCCACAAAUCGAGCUUCCCAAGUCCGCCUUUAUCCAGAAUCUCUUCAACCUAGCCAACCAGGACCAACAACUUAGUUCAGGAUCAAACUAG